AUGAAAGGGUCAGACCGGAGACCUGCUCUCUCAGAGCUACGGCCAAAUCAGCAAAAACAAGUGCAAGAAGGUGAAUUUGGUGAAUACCAAACUACAUGGAAAGUACAAGAACCGCCAACCGAACAGGCUUUGCAACAUGGAACGAGUACAGCUGAGGCGAUGCACCACGUCGUAGGGUGUGCAGAUGAUGAAUAUAUUCAGCACUUGGAGAAGAAGGGUUUCAAGCAAGAUCAAAAUCCGUCCUAUGAGAUACUACCAAAUAUUGUUGCGGCUACGGUGGCGGAGGAAGUUUCGUUUUCCCAAUCAAAUGGCCCUACCGCUGCUGAAGAUAUUAUGGAGCGGGGUCGAAGCUUGUCAACCUCUCAAAAAACAAAGCCGUUUGCGCACAUGACCCCUCCGGUAAUGAUCACAAUCUAUGAGGCUUUGAGACCCACGACUGACUGUCAACCAGACCUCUUUGCCUCCACCCCCGAAUUUUAA
This is a messenger RNA of Penicillium nucicola, 480 nucleotides long. RefSeq lists its product as uncharacterized. The transcript has a single exon. Bases 1 to 480 code for a protein of 159 amino acids. The record is from RefSeq and is a predicted model, not a curated record. Lineage: Eukaryota; Fungi; Ascomycota; Eurotiomycetes; Eurotiales; Aspergillaceae.